Armigeres subalbatus is the source of this 664-nucleotide messenger RNA. RefSeq lists its product as uncharacterized. The record is from RefSeq and is a predicted model, not a curated record. The transcript is spliced from 6 exons. The coding region runs from base 80 to 664 and encodes 194 amino acids. NCBI's taxonomy places the organism in Eukaryota, Metazoa, Arthropoda, Insecta, Diptera, Culicidae.
UUUUGAAGUCCGAUUAACGUGAUUAUUUAAAGUGUAUAAUUUUAAGUUCAAACCGAUUUUAUAAACUGACGGGAAAACUAUGGAGUGCAAAGAAGAAGUUGAAGUGUUGUACGAGGAACUGGACGUUGAAAGUGUUGAGAUCAUCAAUCUGCUGAGUUCUUUUGGUUUAUCCGACCGAUUCGUGACGGAAUUCGUGGAAAACGGGUAUACGGUGGAAUUACUAAAAAAUAUUGAGCGAAGGGAGAUUGAAGACAUAAUCGGUCCUCCCCAUCUGGCUGAUCGAACGAAAUUAAUUGUCGCUCUCAACGAGUGGAGACAAGAACAGGGUCUGCCACCAGUCUCCACGCCAUCCGAUCCUUCAAAAAGUCCCAUCAAACUCAAUCGAUCAACAAACUUGCAGCGCCAAGAUUAUACGGCCAGAUUUCUGAUUACUUCGUCACCGAGGGGAAGAGCCAUUAUUGAAAUAUAUGGGAGCACAAACAUCCUGACGAAAGCGCAGAAGAAAGCGAUCACUCACAUUGUCGUUGACGAUUUCAAGGACGUAUUUGGAAAGCUUACGAGCAGUGAAUUGAAAAAUAGAGCAGCGGAACUCAAACAACUGUUUCCCACUGAAUCGGAGGAACGAGACCUUCUGUCUGAAGCGGCAAGUUUGAAUGAAUUUUAA